UCCCAACAUGCUUUGUGAAGCGCAUCGACCACUACCGUAUAAAUUGGAAUCCACGUGGGUAAGGGGAAAGGCGCAGGCAGAGGGAGAGCGAUAAUAAGAACGCCAUGGAUGCAACUGAAAUAGCCCUGCUCAGUGUCUCUGAUAAGACUGGCCUGGUAGACUUUGCCAAGUGCCUGUCUGCCACAGGUCUGUCCCUAGUUGCCUCUGGGGGGACAGCCAAAGCUCUGCGAGAAGCUGGGCUCCCUGUCAGGGAUGUGUCUGAUGUCACUGGGUUUCCUGAGAUGCUGGGGGGAAGAGUGAAAACGUUACACCCAGCAGUUCAUGGAGGGAUUCUGGCGAGGAAGACCCCAUCAGACAAAGCUGAUAUGGACAAACUCGCUUUCAGUCUUGUGAGGGUUGUGGUGUGUAACCUGUAUCCGUUUGUGAAGACCAUCUCUUCUGCUGAUGUCACAGUAGAGCAGGCUGUGGAACAGAUUGACAUUGGUGGCGUGACACUGCUGCGCGCUGCGGCUAAGAACCAUGCCCGGGUGACCAUUGUGUGUGACCCUGACGACUACGGCAGGGUUGCCAAGGAGAUGGAAUGUUCUGAGGCCAAGGACACUUCUCUGGAGAUGCGGAAAAUUCUGGCUUUGAAGGCUUUUACUCACACAGCCCAAUAUGAUGAAGCCAUUUCGGAUUAUUUCAGAAAGGAGUACAGCAAGGGGGUUUCCCAGCUCCCCCUGCGCUAUGGGAUGAACCCCCACCAGGCACCUGCUCAGCUCUACACCCUCCGCCCCAAGCUCCCCAUCACAGUGGUGAAUGGCUCCCCUGGCUUCAUCAAUCUGUGUGAUGCUCUGAACGCCUGGCAGCUAGUGAGAGACCUGAAGAAAGCCCUGGGCCUACCCGCAGCCACUUCUUUCAAACAUGUGAGCCCUGCUGGUGCUGCUGUUGGUGUGCUAUUGAGUGAAGAGGAGGCUAAAGUUUGUAUGGUGCACGACAUGUACAAGGAUCUUACACCACUGGCAACUGCUUAUGCAAGAGCUAGAGGUUCUGACCGGAUGUCCUCAUUUGGAGACUUUAUUGCUGUGUCAGAUAUCUGUGAUGUUCCUACUGCCAAAAUCAUCUCCAGAGAGGUAUCUGAUGGAAUAAUUGCUCCUGGUUACGAAGCAGAGGCAUUAAAAAUUCUGUCUAAGAAGAAAAAUGGAAACUAUUGUGUCUUGCAGGUGGACCCUGAGUAUGAGCCAGAUGAGACUGAAGUGCGUGUUCUCUUUGGGUUACAUUUGAUGCAGAAGAGGAACAAUGCGGUUAUUGACCGGUCGCUGUUCAGCAAAGUUGUCACCAAAGGAGAACUGCCCGAGCACGCAGUCCGGGACCUCAUUGUAGCCAGCAUUGCUGUCAAGUACACCCAGUCUAACUCUGUGUGCUACGCCAAGGAUGGACAGGUGAUUGGUAUCGGUGCUGGACAGCAGUCCCGUAUCCACUGCACACGCCUGGCUGGUGACAAGGCGAACAACUGGUGGUUGAGACACCACCCGACCGUGUUGUCUAUGCAGUUCAAGACAGGAGUGAAGAGAGCAGAAAUUGCCAACGCUAUUGACCAGUAUGUUAGCGGCACCAUUGGUGAGGAUGCUGAUCUGGAGGCGUGGAAGGGGUUGUUUGAGAAGGUCCCUGCGCUGCUUUCUGAGAAUGAGAAAAAGAACUGGAUCAGCACACUGAAGGGGGUGGCUCUGAGCUCGGAUGCCUUUUUCCCUUUUAGAGACAAUGUGGAUAGAGCUAAAAAGAGCGGAGUGGAGUUCAUAGCAGCCCCGUCUGGAUCUGCAGCUGAUCAGAUUGUGAUUGAUGCCUGUAAUGAGCUGGGGAUUGUUCUGGCGCACACCAGCCUGCGUCUCUUCCACCACUGAAUCUCCAUCUAUCUGCUACAUUCCACUUGCAUGUUUACCUCUUCAUAUGAAAUACUGUUGCCUUUAUUUGUAAUACUAGUGAGGUAUACUGGAACAAUAAAACCUUUUCUUCUGCAUAAA
Molecule: messenger RNA, 2000 nt
Organism: Acipenser ruthenus (sterlet)
Lineage: Eukaryota; Metazoa; Chordata; Actinopteri; Acipenseriformes; Acipenseridae
Product: bifunctional purine biosynthesis protein ATIC-like
Exons: 16
Coding region: 105-1880 (591 amino acids)
Biological process (GO): 'de novo' IMP biosynthetic process
Cellular component (GO): cytosol
Molecular function (GO): phosphoribosylaminoimidazolecarboxamide formyltransferase activity; IMP cyclohydrolase activity
Source: RefSeq, a predicted model, not a curated record